UCAAGAUGGCGCUACCUCCUCCACCAGCACCACCACCUCCACCGCCUCCUCCUCCUAUAGGAGAGGCCAAUCCUCCCUCUUAUCCCGGUCCAGCUCCUUCGAUGCAACCUGUGACAACUGCCCAACCAGCUCCAGACGCUCAAACGGCAUCCCAGCCCAAUACUACCCCAGGAAACGAGGAUAAAAUCUGGGAAAGAUCGUGGACUGUAGACGAGUUGAGAAAGGGGUCAUCAAAUUGGACACUCGCUGCUGAUUCGGGGUUUCUCCUUUAUCUGCAAGAAUUCUCUCAACGAAUUAUUUCACAAACUCACGACAUUGAGACUCAAGUGGAUGGGCUGAUCAACAGUACAAAAGGAAUGGAUUCUAAAGUGCAGAAUACAAUGAAUGACUUUUUAAUGCUGUCUAAUACGCAAUUCAUUGAAAAUCGUGUUUAUGAAGAGGAUGUCAGUAAAGAUGAGACAAAUGAGGAGAAGGAGAAAGCUCCUGAACCAGAAAAGGCAAAAACAAGGGAGCAGCUUGAGGCAGAGGUUAUUCCUAAGCUAAGUGAAGCUCUUAGCCAUGGAGUUGGGGUUAUGGAUAAUGCAUUUGUUGCAGUUGAGCUCACAACGGAACAUUCUGAUGAUGAAGAAGAAGAAGAUGAUGAUGCCAAGACAGCAUUUAAGCCACAAGUGAUUUUGGAGCCCAAGGAUGUUUAUUCCAAUCGUCCAUUGCCACAUCUGAUUGGAAGUGGAGAUUUCUUUAAGGAUGAGCUGGUUGGCUUGGGUGAAUCUUCAGGAGAAGAAGAUGAAGGUGAAGAGGAUGAGGAAGAAGCGUCUUCCAGUAGCAGUGGAAGUGAAACUGAAUCCACAGCCAGUGGAGAAUCUAGUAGUGAGAGCUCUGAAGAGAGUGGCAGUGAAUCAGACACAGAAAAGCUGAAAGAGACAGAGAAAAAACAGAAAAGCAAGCCAAAGAAAAUUAUUGAAUCAGAAGAAGAUGAUGAUGAUCUGUUUGGUGAAAAGAAGAAGCCGCCAGACUCAGAUGAAGAAGAUGAGAAGAGUGAUGAUGAGGAAGAACAGCCUAAGAAGCCAAAGGGUGGUUUAGACUUUGCCUCUGAACUUGCAGCAAAAAUUGGAGUUGCAAAGGUGAAGCAACCAGACAGUGAUGAAGAUGAUAACAAAGAUAAGGUGGCUGAUGGUGAGUGGAGUGAUGAAGAGAAUCAAGAGGCUAAAACUGUUGAAGUUCAGGAAAAACAACGCAGCUUGACAAAAAACAGUUUAACAAAAAGCCGCAGUGACAGCAAGACGAAAGAGAAGAAGUCUCACCACCACCACCAUCAUCAUCAUCAACAUCAUGACAAAAGGGAGCGGUCUGAGUCACAGGGAGAGCACAAGCAUAGAAAACGACGUGGCAGUAAGACCAGCCACUCUAGUGUGGACAAGCAUUCAGUUACCACAGAGGAUGAUCUGUUUAGCCAGUCAAGUCCUCAAGAAGAUGGUCUCUUUGGAGGUGAAGGAACUCCAUUUACAAAGAAAGGAGGGCUGUUUAGUGGUGGAGGAAACCUCUUUGAUGAUGUUGACGAAGACAAGGGUGACUUGUUUGCUGAGGCUUCAACUACAAAAACUAACAAACAAGAAGGACCAACAGAAGCAGAAGAAGAAUCUGUUCAAGUUAAACCCAGAGCAAGAAGCACAGCAAGUGGGAAAAAAAUCCCAGCUGGAGCCAUCUCGAUAUUUGGAGAUUCUGGUUUGUUUGGAUCACCAUCACCAACAAAAGAGGACAUUACCACCAGUCUAACUAAAAGCCAUCAAAAGCACGAGGAAACUGAAACAAAACCCAAACCCAAGAGUGGAGGGGGUGGGGGUGGUUUGUUUGAUGGUGAUGAUGAUGAUGAUCUGUUCAGUGGUACAACUUUUAAACCAUCUGCUGCGUCUCCGGUAGUUCAAGAAAGUGCAAAGACCAAACCAGCAGCAAAUAAAGUUGAUCUGUUUGGUGCUGACAAUGAGGAUGAAGAUGAUGAAGGUGAUUUGUUCAGUGGAAAGCCUGCAGCAAAGGAACCUGCUCAGGCUCAGGCCCCCCCAAAGAAAAAGCUACCAGCUGGUGCAGUGUCCAUGUUUGGCAGUUCACCACCUCCUUUACUGAUGGGCAAGAAUACUGAUGAUGACGAAGAGAAAGAUGAUACUGGGUUGUUCAAGGCAUCCGCCGUUGCACCUAAAAAGACCGAAGUAAAAACUUCCCCUGCUUCUCAGCUAACCAAGUCAAAAUCCGGGGGAGGACUAUUUAGUGAUGAAGACGAGGAAGAAGGGGGAGGGUUGUUUGGGGCCUCAGCUACAAAACCACAGCCCAAGGAAGAACCAAAGUCCAGACCAAAAACAAAGACAACGAUUAGUCUGUUUGAUGAUGAUGAACAGGAUGAAGAGGAGGAUUUCUUUGCUGCACCAGCAGUUUCAAAACCAGCCAAGAAUGAGCCAACCAAGGACAAACCCAAGGAGGAAGUUAAGGAAACUAAGGCACCCAGCGCUAAGAUUUCAGGGCUUUUUGAUGAUGAUGACGAGGAUCUGUUCAAUUCGCCAUCACCUAAACCUCCCCCCUCUCCCAAUGUCACGCGCAAGGAGGACAAAAAAGAAGAAACCAAGCCUAAUAGGAGUUCUUCAAAAAUGCAAUCUUUGUUUGAUGCUGAUGACGAUGAUGAAGGGAUGUUUGGAGGCACAUCGGAGGAUAUUUUUAUAGCGUCGACGUCUCCUCAGAAGUCAUUUGAGUCCGUGUCACCUUUAUCAGCGGCCAUAUCAGAAACGGUUCCGCCUCUUGACGGCACAGAUGAAGUUUCAAUCAGCAAAGCGAAACCUAAACCAUCCGCAACAACAGCAGCGGCACCGAAAGCCAGUCUGUUCAGUGAUGAAGAUGAUGACCUGUUUGGAGGGAAUUCAGUGGAGGAACCGAAAGUCGAGGAGAAGAAAGAGAUUAUAUCAGAGAGCCCGAAACCUAGGAAACCAGUUGGCGCAGUUUCCAUGUUUGGUGGUGUUGAUCUGUUUGCGGGUAAGAGGCCUUCGUUUCUGGGGGAAAAGAACAAUGCAGAGAGCUCAGAGCCAGUCAAAAAAGAAGAAGACAAGCCAGCCACCACUGAGGAAGAGGCAGACUUAUUCGGUAGUGAACAAGCUGAAGAUGAACUGUUUUCUUCCAAACCGAAGACAACAAAACCAAUCGCACCCCCUUCCAAAGCCAAGCCAAGUUCAGACUUGUUCGGUGCAUCUCCCGAAGAUGAUCUGUUCUCUGCUCCUAGCAAACCACCCUCAGAACCGAAGCCAGUAAAGCCCCCGGUUAUCUCGAAACCAGACGUGGAGGAUGGACCAACCCAACCCGUUGAGCCCGUGGAACCUGUCAAACCUGUAGAACCAGUAAGACCCAAGAAACCUGCUGGAGCGGUGUCCAUGUUUGGUGGUGUGGACCUAUUUGGCGGCAGCAAAUCACCGCCAUUUUCAGUGGCGGCCGCCAAAUCACGUGUACCUGUAAAACCAAAAGAUCCCUUAGGAGGGGAUGACGAAGAAGACUUGUUUUCUUCAAAAUCUAAAGUUAAAAAAGAAGCUGAGCCUGAGCCGUCAGGUCCACUUCCGGUACCCAAGGCAGCCUUGUCACCAUUCUCCUCAAGCGUCAGCCCUAAAACGUCGCCGGUGAAGCUUGGGUCGGGAAUUGAGAAGCUGCAGAAAUCUCUCGCCUUUAAUCCCGCCAUGUUGAGACCAGGCGCGGCUCCGCCCAAGAAGGAGGCCCCGGCUACUGUAGCUUCAUUUGACGAGCCCGCCAAAGUCACCACCUUGGAGAGCACUAACAAGGCUCGCGCCAAAGUGCAAGUCAAGCGCCGUCCUCCAACACGCCAAGCCCGUCGAGCUGCGGCUGCAACGAGUAGCGCUUCGGACGCAUCACUUUUUGGCACAUCGACGAAUGAAGACGAGUCCAUUAGCGCUCGAGUAUCCUGGGGAGGAUUUCCCUCUCCGGAGGAGGGACUGGGAAAGAGUGAAGUGGAUUCUGGGCAGCGACCGUCGAGGACUGAGACCAAGGAUUCUGAUAUGAGCGACGAAUUUUUCGGUUUCACUAGUUCUGGGUCCACGCGGGUCAAAAAAGAUGUCUCCGAGGACCCUUUAGCGGGGGGACUUUUUUCAGAUUCUGUUUCUUCGAAGCCGAAAGUUUCGACAGCUAAUGAACUGUUUAAGGACGACUCCGAUGAUUUAUUUUCAAUUUCAAUCGAGAAAACAAACAAGACAGAUGUAGACGAUCCUUUUUCUGUUGGUAAAACAAAAGAGGAAAAUAAACCUAAGACUGCAGACCCAUUAAUUACAAGUGAUUCUUCUCAAAAUUUACCUAGUGCUACAUCUCCCGAAGAUGAUUUAUUUUCUUCUGGGACAAAUACAAAGGAGAGAAAAUCUGAAGCAAUCUUAAAGGAAACGCUCAGCAAAGAUAAAGAGGACUCCAAGAUUUCCUCGCCUCUAGAUAAUGAUGAUUUACUUUCAGCUGUCCCUAAAGCCGGUGAAAACGUAACCAAAACAAUAGCUGCAAAAGAUACACUCUCCGCCAAACUUCCAGCAAACAUUUCAGCAAAGGCGCAAUCGCCAGUCUCAGAUGGCGACUUGUUCGCGUCAAGUACAGGAAAAGAAGAGGGCAAAUCCGCCAAGGGGGAGAAAGAAAAAACGACCGCGGAUAGAAAAUUUCCUUCCCCUCUCGGUGACGACGAUGAUGAUUUGUUCGCCGUGAGUGCACCGGCCAAGAAAGAAACAAAAACUAUUUCUGACAGUGCUGCGAAGAAAACGGCAAGUCCACUGACCAGCAAGAAGGCGGUUACGAAAGGAAGCUCAAUUCUUGAUGAAGAUGACGAUGAAUUAUUCUCCGUCAAAAAAACCGACGCCCGAAAGCCGAAGAAAGUCGUGAAACCGCUGGGAGACGACGACUUGUUUGGAGACUCGGGUGACAUCUUUAGCGAUAUUCCGAGCAAACCCAAGGGACCUAAAAAGAAAAAGUCUGCAACCACUGCACCCAAAGACGACAUAUUCGCUGAGGGUGCGGCUACUGGAGGAGAUGAGCAAGCGCCAAAGAAAACGGCGACAAAAGCCAAGAAGAAAACAGAUAAAAAGCCUAAAACCUCAAUUUUCGAUGACGAUGUACCAAGUAUAUUUGACGAUCCACUGAAUGCUACUUCGAAGUAACAAGUAUUGCGACAAAAAUUUUGUUCUCAAAACUGACGAGAAGCCAAUCCUUUUACACAAAUAAAUUAGUUACGUAUUUUAUAUAAUAUAAGAAUAAGGUACUGGUUGCUGUCAUUACUAUAAUGUUUUGUGGUAUUUUUUGCUGAUUCUCCAAGAGAAGUACAGUGACGGUACCACAAGAUCAAAGUGAUUCGAGGAAUUUUAAUGUGCUUGAGAUUUCUAUUUUGUUUAGAAGAACGUGAAAGAAUGAAGUGAUUUUCUUGUUGCCUAAAUUUGAGAGAUUAACCAUAUCCCUUGACAGAGCCGAGCAGAAACUCUGUCAAGUACUCUCUGUCAAAACAUUACGCUAAUCCAUUUUACAAGCUCUUGAAAGACAAACCAAGAGAAACAAAACCAUGUUAACAUCUCGUUCCAAGAUGCAGGCUCACGGUUCGUGAAUGUAAUAAAAGUAGGCUACAUUUCCGUGUGCGUCAUUCCCAAUCAAUUUUGAGAUUCUCGCUUUCUAGUACACCGUAGGAAAAAUGGCCUCAUGAAAGAACCACUUACAAGAUUUCCAUUUUUUCAGCCUCAUACAAGGAUUUAAUUAACUUUAAGGUUUAACCUGAGGUGAAAGGGUAAUUAGAAGACAUCAUUAGGUACUCUUCAACAACACAUACGGUAGAGCCACUUUUGUUUUUCUUUGAAUCAAGUCCAACUGAUCCUUCCACACGAAUUAGAAAAAUCGUUUUAGCAGAUUAAUUUUAGUGCCGUUUAAAUUUGGAUGUUUGUAUAGCUAAAGGGGUCAACUUAAAUCUUUAAACCCAAGAUUUGGCGGAUGAGUAUUUCUCAAAGUGUCGAAAAUUUUAAAAGCGAAAGUAUUGAAGCUCGUCUCCCUAGCAAUGGUUAUUGUGAACCAGUGUAGUAAAUAAAUCUAUGUUUGCUCAUG
This is a messenger RNA of Pocillopora verrucosa, 6093 nucleotides long. Its product is annotated as WASH complex subunit 2C. The record is from RefSeq and is a predicted model, not a curated record. Gene Ontology annotation, cellular component: nucleus. Gene Ontology annotation, biological process: chromatin organization. NCBI's taxonomy places the organism in Eukaryota, Metazoa, Cnidaria, Anthozoa, Scleractinia, Pocilloporidae.